GAAUGUCUUCCAAGUAUGCCAAGCUGUCAGGAGUUUACAUCAGCAAGUAUUUACCACUCCAGUGAAUUUACUCAGUGGAGGAGAAUCACUGUCCUUUUACCGCAGAAGACUUGGUCCAGCGCCACACGUUUCCGCUGGAGUCAGUGCUACUACACAGCCCAAGACGAAUGGGCCUUAGACAACAUCUACAUCGGACAGCAGUGCCCCAACAUGUGCAGCGGGCAUGGCUGGUGUGACCAUGGCGUUUGCAGGUGUGACUCAGGAUUUCGGGGUACCGAAUGUCAGCCUGAAAAUCCCCUUCCUUCAACCAUCAUGUCUGAUUUUGAGAACCCAGACAGCCUGAAGACAGAGUGGCAGGAAAUUAUUGGGGGAGAGAUCGUCAAACCUGAAGAAGGCUGUGGGGUCAUCUCAUCUGGCUCCUCGCUCUACUUCAACAAGGCUGGAAAAAGACAGUUGGUAAGCUGGGAUUUGGACACAACGUGGGUGGAUUUUGUCCAGUUUUACAUCCAGAUAGGAGGAGACAGUUCUUCGUGCAAUAAACCAGACAGCAGAGAAGAAGGUGUGCUGCUGCAGUACAGCAAUAACGGCGGUAUCAACUGGCAGCUACUAGCAGAAAUGUAUUUCUCCGACUUUAGCAAACCCAGGUUUGUCUAUCUGGAGCUGCCAGCAGCAGCCAAGACACCUUGCACCAGGUUUCGCUGGUGGCAGCCGGUGUUUUCAGGAGAAGGGUAUGAUCAGUGGGCCAUCGAUGACAUUAUCAUUUUGUCAGAGAAGCAGAAGCACAUCAUUCCUGUUGUUAAUCCCACUUUACCACAGAACUUUUAUGAAAAGCCAGCAUUUGAUUACCCUAUGAACCAGCUGAGCGUAUGGUUAAUGUUGGCCAAUGAAGGGAUGGCCAAAAAUGAAAGUUUCUGCUCUGCCACCCCCUCCGCCAUGCUUUUUGGUAAAUCAGAUGGAGACCGGUUUGCAGUGACUCGAGAUUUAACUCUGAAGCCUGGAUAUGUCCUGCAGUUCAAGCUGAACAUUGGUUGCACCAACCAGUAUAGCAGCUCUGCUCCUGUUCUGCUUCAGUACUCUCAUGACGCUGGGCUCUUCUGGUCGCUCGUGAAGGAGGGAUGCUACCCUGCAUCUCCAGGCACAAAAGGAUGCGAGGGAAGCUCCCGGGAGCUGAUUGAGCCGACCGUGUAUCACACGGGAGACUUUGAGGACUGGACAAGAAUUACUAUUAUUAUCCCCAGGUCACUUGCAGCCAGUAAGACUCGAUUCCGCUGGAUUCAGGAGAGCAGCUCCCACAAGAGCGUGCCUCCUUUCGGCUUAGACGGUGUUUACAUCUCUGAGCCUUGCCCCAACUACUGCAACGGUCAUGGGGACUGUGUCUCAGGGGUCUGCUUCUGUGACCUGGGCUACACAGCAUCGCAUGGAACCUGUGUGUCUAAUGUGCCUAAUCACAGUGAGAUGUUCGACAGGUUUGAGAGGAAGCUAAGCCCUCUCUGGUACAAGAUAACAGGAGGUCAGGUUGGAACAGGCUGUGGUGUGCUCAGCGACGGAAAAUCUCUGUACUUCAGUGGACCUGGCAAGAGGGAGGCAAGGACUGUUCCCCUGGACACCACAAAUACCAGGCUAGUUCAAUUUUAUGUGCAAAUUGGAAGCAAGGCUGUUGGUAACUCCUGCAACAGACCAAGAGCCAGGAAUGAAGGGCUUGUGGUUCAAUACACAAAUGACAAUGGGAUCACCUGGCACUUGCUGCGAGAGCUGGACUUCAUGUCAUAUCUGGAACCCCAGGUUGUUUCCAUAGAUUUACCUCGGGAGGCCAAAACCCCCGCCACUGCUUUCCGCUGGUGGCAGCCACAACACGGGAAGCAUUCAGCUCAGUGGGCUUUGGACGAUGUCCUUAUAGGGAUGAAUGACAGCUCUCAGACUGGCUUCCAGGAUAAAUUUGAUGGAACUGUGGAUUUACAAGCAAGCUGGUACAGAAUACAAGGAGGUCAAGUAGACAUCGACUGCCUGUCUAUGGAUACAGCCCUGAUGUUCAGUGACAACAUCGGAAAACCUCGUUAUGCUGAGACUUGGGACUUCCAUGUGUCAGCCUCCACUUUCUUGCAGUUUGAGCUGAGCAUGGGUUGCAGCAAGCCAUACAGCAAUUCCCAUAGCAUUCACUUACAAUAUUCUUUAAACAAUGGGAGAGACUGGCACCUGGUGACAGAGGAGUGCGUCCCUCCAACCAUCGGCUGUCAGCACUACACUGAGAGCUCCAUCUACACUUCAGAAAGAUUCCAAAACUGGAAGAGAAUUACGGUCUACCUCCCACCCGCAACCAAUUCUCCCAGAACACGGUUCAGAUGGAUUCAGUACAACUAUGCUUCUGGUGUUGAUUCUUGGGCUAUUGAUAACGUGGUCCUGGCUACAGGAUGCCCCUGGAUGUGCUCAGGCCACGGCACCUGCGAUGCAGGUCGUUGUGUGUGUGACAGAGGCUUCGGUGGUCAGUACUGUGUCCCUGUCAUUCCUCUGCCGUCUGUCCUGAAGGAUGAUUUCAAUGGUAACUUGCAUCCAGACCUUUGGCCUGAGGUCUACGGUGCUGAGAGGGGAAACCUGAAUGGUGACACCAUCAAGUCUGGAACAGCUCUCAUUUUUAAAGGGGAAGGACUGAGAAUGCUUGUUUCAAGAGAUCUAGAUUGCACUAAUACCGUGUACAUUCAGUUUUCAUUUAAAUUUAUCGCCAAAGGCACCCCUGAGAGGUCUCAUUCCAUCCUGCUGCAAUAUUCUGUCAACGGAGGCAUCACUUGGCACCUGAUAGAUGAAUUUUACUUCACACAGACUACGGAUGUCCUCUUUAUUAAUGUUCCUCUGCCCUACGCAGCCCAAAGCAAUGCGACGCGGUUCAGGCUCUGGCAACCUUACAACAAUGGUAAAAAAGAAGAAAUCUGGGUUAUUGAUGACUUCAUUAUUGAUGGAAAUAACCUAAAGAAUCCCAUGAUCCUUUUGGAUACAUUUGACUUUGGUCCCAAAGAGGACAACUGGUUUUUCUACCCUGGUGGAAACAUUGGGCUUUAUUGCCCAUAUUCAUCUAAAGGAGCUCCGGAAGAAGACUCGGCAAUGGUAUUUGUUUCAAAUGAAGUUGGAGAACACUCCAUUACAACAAGGGACCUGAGUGUGAAUGAGAACACUAUUAUUCAAUUUGAGAUUAAUAUCGGCUGCACCACUGACAGCUCAUCUGCCGACCCAGUAAAGCUGGAGUUCUCACGUGAUCUGGGAGCGACCUGGCAUCUCCUGCUCCCCUUGUGCUACAGCAGCAGCAGCCACCUCAGCUCCCUCUGUUCCACCGAGCAUCAUCCAAGCAGCACUUACUAUGCAGGCACCACCCAGGGCUGGAGAAGGGAGGUCAUUCACUUUGGAAAACUGCAUCUCUGUGGGUUGGCAAGGUUCAGGUGGUACCAAGGAUUUUACCCUGCUGGAUCCCAGCCCGUGACCUGGGCCAUUGAUAAUGUGUACAUCGGCCCGCAGUGCGACGAGAUGUGCAAUGGGCACGGCAGCUGCAUCAACGGCACAAAGUGCAUCUGUGACCCCGGGUACUCUGGGCCAACAUGCAAAAUAAGUACCAAGAAUGUUGACUUCCUUAAGGAUGAUUUUGAAGGCCAGCUGGAGUCAGAUAGAUUCCUGCUUGUGAGUGGUGGAAAGCCAUCAAGGAAAUGUGGUAUCAUGUCUGGAGGAAACAACCUUUUCUUUAAUGAAGAAGGCUUACGUAUGCUGAUGACUCGAGACCUAGAUUUGUCACAAGCCAGAUUUGUGCAGUUCUUCAUGAGACUGGGAUGUGGCAAGGGGGUGCCAGACCCCAGGAGCCAGCCUGUGCUGCUGCAGUAUUCGCUCAAUGGGGGUCUCACGUGGAGCCUUCUCCAGGAGUUCCUCUUCAGUAACUCGAGCAAUGUGGGACGUUACAUCGCCCUGGAAAUUCCCAUGAAGGCCCGCUCCAGCUCCACUCGGCUUCGCUGGUGGCAACCAUCCGACAACGGGCAUUUCUACAGUCCCUGGGUAAUCGACCAGAUUCUUAUUGGAGGAAACAUCUCUGGCAACACUGUGUUAGAAGAUGAUUUCACCACCCUGGAUAGUAGAAAGUGGCUGCUCCAUCCUGGUGGAACAAAGAUGCCAGUCUGUGGGUCUACCGGGGAUGCUCUGGUAUUCAUCGAGAAAGCUAGCACCCGCUAUGUUGUCACCACUGACAUCGUUGUCAAUGAAGACUCUUUUUUGCAAAUAGAUUUUGCAGCAUCCUGCUCUGUCACGGACUCCUGUUAUGCUAUUGAACUGGAAUACUCAGUGGACCUUGGGCUGAGCUGGCACCCAAUUUUGAGAGACUGUCUUCCCACUAACGUGGAAUGCAACAAGUAUCAUCUCCAGAGGAUCCUCAUUUCGGACACUUUCAACAAGUGGACUCGGGUUACUUUGCCUCUGCCUCCCUAUACUAGGUCUCAAGCCACUCGCUUCCGCUGGCACCAGCCUGCUCCUUUUGAUAAGCAGCAAACAUGGGCGAUCGAUAAUGUCUACAUUGGGGAUGGCUGCAUAGACAUGUGCAGUGGCCACGGGAAGUGCACACAAGACAACUGUGUCUGCGAUGAGCACUGGGGUGGGCUUUACUGUGAUGAGCCAGAGACCCCUCUUCUGACACAACUGAAAGACAACUUCAACCGCUCGCCGUCGAACCAGAACUGGCUGACAGUGAAUGGGGGCAAACUGAGCACGGUCUGCGGGGCAGUAGCCUCUGGGAUGGCACUUCACUUCAGCGGGGGCUGCAGUCGUAUGUUAGUUACAGUGGACUUGAACCUCACCAGUGCAGAAUUCAUCCAGUUUUAUUUCAUGUAUGGAUGUCUGAUAACUCCUAAUAACCGCAACCAAGGAGUGCUGCUGGAGUAUUCUGUGAAUGGUGGAAUCACCUGGAGCCUCUUAAUGGAAAUCUUCUAUGAUCAGUUCAGCAAGCCUGGCUUUGUGAACAUCCUCCUUCCCUACAAUGCCAAAACCAUUGGGACACGCUUCCGUUGGUGGCAGCCUAAGCACGAUGGGCUGGACCAGAACGACUGGGCUAUUGACAACGUGCUGAUCUCUGGCUCAGCUGACCAGAGGACAGUGAUGCUCGACACCUUCAGCAGCGCUCCCCUGCCGCAGCAUGAGCGCUCCCCUGCCGACGCAGGGCCCACCGGGAGGAUCGCCUUUGACAUGUUCAUGGAGGAUAAAACUACAGUGAAUGAACACUGGUUAUUCCAUGACGAUUGCUCAAUUGAGAGGUUUUGUGAUUCUCCUGAUGGUGUCAUGAUCUGCGGAAGCCAUGACGGCAGAGAGGUCUACGCAGUCACCCACGACCUGACUCCUACAGAAGGUUGGAUUAUGCAGUUCAAGGUUUCUGUUGGAUGUAAAACUUCAGAAAAACUUGCACAAAAUCAGGUCCAUGUGCAGUAUUCCACGGACUUUGGCGUUAGCUGGAGUUAUUUAGUACCUCAGUGUUUACCAGCUGAUCCAAAAUGUUCUGGGAGUGUUUCACAGCCAUCAGUCUUCUUUCCCACAAAAGGAUGGAAAAGAGUAACUUACUCACUCCCUGAAAACCUUGUGGGCAAUCCUGUGAGGUUUCGGUUCUACCAGAAAUACUCAGAUGUGCAGUGGGCCAUCGAUAAUUUCUAUCUGGGCCCUGGUUGUCUGGAAAACUGUAGAGGCCAUGGAGACUGCCUGAAUGAGCAAUGCAUCUGUGACCCUGGGUACUCGGGACCAAACUGCUAUCUCACCCAAACACUGAAGACUUUCCUGAAAGAGCGCUUUGACAAUGAAGAAAUUAAACCAGAUUUGUGGAUGUCCUUAGAAGGUGGAAAUACCUGUACCGAGUGUGGGAUUCUUGCAGAGGACACGACUCUCUAUUUUGGAGGUGCAACUGUGAGGCAGGCUGUCACUCAAGAUCUGGACCUGCGGGGGGCAAAAUUUCUACAGUACUGGGGAAGAAUUGGGAGUGAAAACAACAUGACAACAUGCCACAGACCAACUUGCAGAAAGGAGGGAGUGCUGCUGGAUUACUCCAUUGAUGGAGGGAUAUCCUGGACUUUGCUGCAUGAGAUGGAUUACCAAAAAUACAUCUCAGUCAGGCAUGACUACAUCCUCCUCCCUGAACAUGCUCUGACCAACACAACCCGCUUGCGCUGGUGGCAGCCUUUUACCAUCAGCAACGGGAUUGUGGUUUCAGGCCCUGACCGAGCACAGUGGGCACUGGAUAACAUCCUGAUCGGAGGAGCAGAGAUCAACCCCAGCCAGCUGGUCGAUACGUUUGAUGAUGAAGGCACCUCUCAUGAAGAAAACUGGAGUUUUUACCCAAAUGCAGUCAGGACUGCAGGGUUCUGUGGAAAUCCAUCAUUCCACCUCUACUGGCCAAAUAAGAAAAAGGACAAAACACACAACAUCCUGUCCUCCAGGGAGCUCAUUAUACAGCCAGGAUACAUGAUGCAAUUUAAAAUCGUGGUUGGCUGUGAGGCAACUUCGUGUGGGGACCUCCACUCUGUGAUGCUGGAGUAUUCGAAGGAUGCCAGGACAGACUCAUGGCAGCUUGUCCAGACACACUGUCUUCCUUCCUCAUCUAAUAGCAUUGGCUGCUCCCCAUUUCAAUUCCAUGAAGCUACCAUCUAUAACUCUGUCAACAGCUCCAUGUGGAGAAGAAUAACCAUCCAGCUGCCCGAUCAUGUCUCAUCCAGUGCAACUCAGUUCAGGUGGAUUCAGAAGGGAGAAGAACUAGAGAAGCAAAGCUGGGCAAUCGACCACGUGUACAUUGGGGAAUCAUGCCCUAAGCUCUGCAGUGGUCAUGGAUACUGCACGACUGGAGCCAUUUGCAUUUGUGAUGAAGGAUACCAAGGUGAUGACUGCUCUGUUUUUAGCCAUGACCUCCCCAGUUAUAUUAAAGAUAAUUUUGAAUCUGAAAGAGUCACUGAAAUAAACUGGGAAACCAUUCAGGGGGGAGUAAUAGGGAAUGGAUGUGGACAGCUGGCACCCUACGCCCAUGGAGAUUCACUCUAUUUUAAUGGAUGUCAAAUAAGACAAGCUGUGACUAAGCCUCUGGAUCUCACCCGAGCAAGCAAAAUCAUGUUUGUUUUGCAAAUUGGAAGUAUUUCACAAACAGACAGCUGCAAUACCAAUCUGAGUGAUCCUAACACUGUAGACAAGGCAGUGCUCCUCCAAUACAGUGUAAAUAAUGGAAUUACAUGGCAAGUAAUUGCACAGCAUCAGCCAAAGGACUUUAUACAAGCCCAAAGAGUGUCUUAUAAUGUUCCCCUGGAGGCACGAAUGAAAGGAGUCUUACUGCGCUGGUGGCAGCCCCGCCACAACGGAACAGGUCAUGAUCAGUGGGCUUUGGACCACGUAGAAGUCGUCCUAAUAAGCACUCGCAAACAAAAUUACAUGAUGAAUUUUUCACGGCAACAUGGGCUCAGGCAUUUCUACAACAGAAGACGAAGGUCACUUAGACGAUAUCCAUGAAGAAACGAGAAAUUUAUCUUUUUUCCUCCCAACAUGUGAUGUGUUGCUUUCCAUUCUUUAAAUCUAGCACUGCGUCUGGUAUCAGGACUUUUCUGCAACUGGCUUGAUGAAUAACUGAAAGCCUUUCUCAAGACAGAGUGUACACCACUUUUUCGCACUGUGAACUAAUGAGAAGUGACUUAUUUUCUCAUAGGUAAAUGUUUUAAUGUUGAUGUGUCUGUGAAAAUUGUGAUCUGUUGUAAUAUCAGUUACAGUGGCAGUAUUGGAAGUAAGCGACUAAUUCUGUUUAACAGGAAAAAAAGUUUAAGCACAAAGACUUUUCAGAUUUUCUGUUUAAAAAAACCUACAUACUAAGUACAGAAUUUAACAUUCUUUGUCACAUAGGUAUUUAAGUGCACUGUAUUUCAGCUUUGUGUCAUUUUAUAUUAUUAAGUUAUCAUUGUUUGUCCUCUUUGUAUUCUCUUCUACAACAUGACACAUUGGCACUGUAUUUACUUGUUUUGUUGUUGUAAUAUUUUUGCUGCUGAUUUUUGGGCUAUUUACCUUCUGACAAAAUGUAUUAAAAAAAAAUCAAAGUACCUAAUCAAGAAGAUAAUUGCAAAAGUAGUUGUAAAGGCGUUGAUAUCCUUUGGUCUUAUUCUUUGAUAUGUCUGUUGGUUAGCAUUGUUUUGUGGGUAAAAAAGAAUGCUUGACAUUAAACUUUUUUCUACUAAGGAGUUGUGGAUGAAGCCCCAAACAGAAGUUCCCAAUUCCCUGUCUAAAUGUAGUCAGUUCUCUGCAACUGAUUUACUUACAGUAACUGCCAUUUGGUGUCUGUAGUAAUGAAGUGAUUUGUAAACAGUGAACGUUUCAUUGUGUUCUCUUUGGUGUUUCUAUUGCGGGUCAUGUUUGUAUCUUCUGAUAAAGUUGUAUCUACACCAGCAACGUUAUAAUGCCCCUAUAGCCCUAAACUGUCUAUUAUCAUAAAUAAAAUGCUUCACUUUAUGGUGAACCAAGGUAAAGAUCCAUGCUUCAAUAAAAAUAAUGUCAACAAA
Mesitornis unicolor (brown roatelo) is the source of this 8525-nucleotide messenger RNA. RefSeq names its product reelin (gene RELN). The annotation marks the transcript as partial. Gene Ontology annotation, biological process: neuron migration; central nervous system development. Gene Ontology annotation, molecular function: lipoprotein particle receptor binding. NCBI's taxonomy places the organism in Eukaryota, Metazoa, Chordata, Aves, Mesitornithiformes, Mesitornithidae. The record is from RefSeq and is a predicted model, not a curated record. The transcript is spliced from 44 exons.